This is a messenger RNA of Ailuropoda melanoleuca (giant panda), 2644 nucleotides long. RefSeq names its product UDP-glucose pyrophosphorylase 2 (gene UGP2). Bases 848 to 1150 code for a protein of 100 amino acids. Lineage: Eukaryota; Metazoa; Chordata; Mammalia; Carnivora; Ursidae. The record is from RefSeq and is a predicted model, not a curated record. The transcript has 4 exons.
CGCUGUUAUGCCCGGGAGGCCGAAUUUGGGGUUCGGGGCUCUCCCUCACUCCUGUCCCCCGGGCUCGGGGCAGCUUGCGGGUUCUCCCCUCGCGGAUGGACCCUUAGUGUUUGCUGAGGGGGAGGGGCGGUGUGGCCUUCGGUUCCUCCCGAGAACAAGCCCGUUGCAGGAUUUCUCCAGUCGCUGAUGGAAGGGGGUGAGGUGACGGCCCGCUGGCGGGUGCGCGGAACUGUUGCCGCCUCCUAGUCCCAGGGUGUUUACGGGCUAGUAAAAAUGGUUGCGUUGCUUCUUUUUGCCGGCCUCACCCGCCACUCGGACCCUGCUUGGGCGCUGGCAGCUGUUGACUAGGGUUUCCCGGGGAACUGGCCGGAGACUGGACGGCAGCGAGGGGGAGGGGAUCAGGGGGUGCGGCCGGCCAGUGUCUGCUGCCGUCCAGCCCAGGAGGGCGUGGGGACCCGGGGGGCGGUGAAAUAGCCGUUGUAGAUCCUCCUCUUUCAUUGAUGAAAUUUAAGUUCGUGUGUUUUUACCUUUUCCGGGAGUCUCCAGUUGGCCCUGGUUUGUGUCAGGAGCGCAGUGUAGACAGGAGUUCCAAGCCGUCUCAGUCACACUAAGUUCCUGUCUUCUUGGAAGUGGAGGAGGUUUUCCUGUUUGUUUGUUUUGGGGUUUUUUUUUUUUUUUGAGGCAGUUUUAAUCGCUUUGAAUAAAUACUCUCUGAAGUGACUAAACAUAGGAAGGGGAGAGGGAACACGUCGGUUAAAGCAGGGGAGGAAGAGAGAGACCUGCCCUAUAGCGUGGCUCCUCUAGAAAUUAAUAUAUAUACAUCAGAGUAUUUUAAUAAAUCCCUAAAAUGUCGAGAUAUGUACAAGAUCUUAGCAAAGCCAUGUCUCAAGAUGGCGCGUCUCAGUUUCAAGAAGUCAUUCGACAAGAACUAGAAUUAUCUGUGAAGAAGGAACUAGAAAAAAUACUUACCACAGCACCAUCACAUGAGUUUGAGCACACUAAAAAAGACCUUGAUGGAUUUCGGAAGCUAUUUCAUAGAUUUCUGCAAGAAAAGGGGCCUUCUGUAGAUUGGGGAAAAAUCCAGAGACCUCCAGAAGAUUUGGACCCUGAGAUCAUGACCAGAGCCAAAGGCAGAUGCUUAACUGACUGAGCCACCCAGGAGCCCCAUCACUACCUCAUAACAUAACAUCCCUGGAUAUGAGGUAAUUCUUUUGCAAAGUACCAAACACACAGUAAGAGCUUUAUUUAUGUUCUUUUCUUCCUUCCUUCUCCCAAACCAUCUGAUUUCUCAUAGCCUUUAGUGUCUUAUACAGAUGCUAAGUCACCUACCUAAAGCUCUCCUCAUGCUUUCAAACCAUCUUUAUAGCUAUAUUUUCCCUGCCUGCUUUUCACACGUUGUAUUUCCCUGCUUCUAGACCUCUGUGUAUGUCAUUUCCUUGGAAUACUUUGGUCUCUUCACCUAUCAAAAUCCUGCUCAUUCUUUGAGGCUCAGUCCAAAUGCCUCCACCUCUGUCAUCGACCUCUAGCCUAAAGCUGUUCUCAAGAAGUGUAGUACAGUAGUAUUAGAGGUACAAAUCCUAGUUUUACUAUUUAUGAGUUUUAUGUAAAAUGAGAAUAAUACCAAGUGACUUAGGUACUUUACAGGGUUGCCAUGAGGCUUUAUUAAAAGGUAUAUGUGGAAACAUGUUAAACCAUGAAGCAUUUUUCAGAUACUAGUGGUUAUUUUGACCAUCAUGUGGCAUUUAGCUGGCUUGAGUAAUAGUUGAUUGUAUGCAUGUGUUGUCUUCUUGCUAGACCUUGAAGCCAGGAACCCUGUGUCCUGAGCAAAUAUUUGCUGAAUGGAUGAUCUAAAUGCAGUUACUGUCUACUGAAUAGGUUUUGUUAACAUAUUGACUUUUCUUCCCUUUCCCAUUUGACGUCUGCUGCUUUGUAGCACUUUUCGUUGCAGGUAGAAGAGAUUUGGUAGAGUGGAGCAAUUGUAUGUAGAUAGUUUAUCUCUUAAAUGUCUACAGUCUUAGGUAAUCUAAUAUUGGUUUUAAAACAAUGCUGUUUAGAGCAGGGGUGUGGCAGAGUACUGCCUGAAGGCUACUCCACUGACUGUGUAAAGUUUUAUUGGAACAUAACUCCACACAUUAAUUCAUAUACCAUUUAUGAUGGCUUAAGCUAAUGGAGUCCCUCAUAUUUUCUCCUGAGGAAAUCUUAAAUACAGUUCCUGGUUAGGAGUACUUUUAUUUCCAGUAUGUGGACAGUGCUUUUCAGUUUUUAAACUUGUUAAAAUUAUGAAUUACAUGCUUUUUGUUAAAAAAAAAAAAAGAAGAAGAAGAAAAGAAGCUAAAAAAAAAAAAAAUCCCACCUAAGCAUUCACCUGGAGGAGUCUCUCAUUUUUUAUGUUGAAGUUAAAAUUCUUCUUGCCUAUAAUGUUUGCAAUUACGGUGUGUGUGUGUGUAAUGUCCACUGUUUUGGUCUUUGAUUUGUUGGCCUUAGUGAAUGAAAUAUGAUUUAUUUUUCUGAUUUUAAGUAUAGAAUGAAUCUCCUGAAAAAGAGUAAUAAGAGAAUUCUUCUGGAUAGUAUAUAGUUUUAAAAAAGGAACUAUUUGUAAAUUGUCAGAUUUUUAAAAAUGUUUGUGAAUUGGCCUAAAAUUAUA